UAGAUGUCUGCGAUUUGGUACAGCUGAUGAUUUUUCAUUGACUUUCUCUUUCUUUAAAAAUAAUUUUGAUUAUUUCAUCUUUUUCAGUGUUUAAUUGUUGUCAUUUUGUUGUCUUUUUUUUCAACUUUCAACUGUAAUUUUAUUUACUUGUUCACUACCAGCUAUGGUCAUUUUAAUGCGCUUUGCUGUUAGGUCAAAUUUGUUGCCUUGGCUAUUGAGUUCACAUCAGACCAAUAAAAGUUUGACUGUUGGUGUUCGCAAUUUGUCCACUGUAUUGCCCGAUGAAGUGUCUUUCUAUAAUAAUGCUGGUUUCGAUUGGUGGUCUGGUAUUAGUAUGAAACCCUUGCGAGCUCUUAAUCAACUGCGUGUACCUUUAAUUCGUGACACUUUGACUGGAGGUCGUAAAUUGACUACUUCGAAGCCGCUUAAUGGUUAUUCUUGUAUUGAUGUUGGUUGUGGCGGGGGUUUACUUUGUGAGCCUCUUGCUCGGCUUGGUGCCUCGGUUACAGGAAUUGAUCCUAGUCAGAGUAGUAUUCAAGCUGCGGAAGAACACCGUGAUUGGUUUUCAUCUUCUUUAAGUGAAAAUUUAAACUAUAAAAUGACUUCUAUUGAAGAUUUUGUUGUCAAUGAAAGCCAUCACAAUCAAUUUGAUGCUGUCGUUGCAUCCGAAGUAUUGGAACAUGUCCAAGAUCUCGAUUUAUUUAUUAAAUGUUGUGAAAAACUCAUCAAGCCAGGAGGAAAUUUAAUCGUUACUACAAUUAACCAGACUCUUGCUGCAUACAUUAUUGACAUUUUAAUCGCUGAAAAGGUACUUGGUUUAAUACCUCAAGGAACUCAUCAAUAUGAACUUUUCAUCUCACCGACAAGCUUACAGAAACUUGUCGAACACAAUAAUUUCACAGUUAGAUCAAUCCAAGGAAUGAUGUACAACCCGUUGUCUUCAAGAUGGUCUUGGUCAAAAUGUACCGCUAAUAAUUAUGCUAUGGUAGCAGUAAAAGAUGCCAAAGAAACGAAACAAAAUUCUUAAAUAAGUCGAUAGAAUAUAAUUAUUUAUUGUGUUUCAAUCCUAUUCUCUCUUCGGAGUUACAUCGUUAUGUCUUUUCUUUUGUUAAACUAGACUCUUAUAAAAUAUAAUUUAUUUAUGAAAAUGA
Messenger RNA from Tetranychus urticae (two-spotted spider mite), 1151 nucleotides. Lineage: Eukaryota; Metazoa; Arthropoda; Arachnida; Trombidiformes; Tetranychidae. The record is from RefSeq and is a predicted model, not a curated record.